UAGUCAGACAGUUCUAAAAGUUAUUCCAUCUUUUGCUGUGUUCAAUCAUCCCUCAAUCUCUUUUUGGUGAUCCAAGCGCUGGAUAGUGGUAUAUCUAGCGCAAAUGUCAUUGUAAUAUAUCCAUCACACCCUACCAUCCAUCCUCCAACAAUAUGACCGUAGUCUCAAAUGACCCUAGUUCGUGGCUAUGGAUCACUUCGUGGCGCAUUUCCAGCUACUUUGUAGUUGCCGCCUCUGUUGGAGUGACGUAUGAUUGGGCCCUUACACUUGGACAAGAGGUUGAAUUGGUUUGGAGGCAACGUUGGUCCCUGAUGACCGUACUGUAUCUGAGUGUGCGCUAUCUUGGAAUAUCAUUUGCUGUCUUGAACAUACUGAUCAAUGUUCCGACGAUCUUUUUGACAGACGCAGUGAGCUGGAGUCUGUAUAUCACGGUGAAUUGGAUGUAUGUCGUGAUAUUUCCAAUGCUGCGAGUCAUCGUGAUCACUCGGUUACAUGCCAUGUAUCAACAAUCCAGAAAGAUGCUGAUAUUCCUCAUUGCCAUCUUUCUGGCUGAUACCAUUUUCAACGUAGUGGUCUUCGUAAUGUCAACGAGGCAUACUUCAGGAGAGGAAUACAUUCUCUCUGGCACCUAUGACUGCGCAAUUACCUAUAAGGACAAUUUCCUCCUUCUAGAUUCUAUGACUUGGAUAUUCGGCACUGUGUGGGAGGUCAUUGUACUGUUUCUCGCAGUCUGGAUUGCUGUAAAACACUUCCGUGAGCUGCGCCAACAUUCGACAGGAGGGGUCAUGGAGGACUGUUUCACGGUAUUAAUAAGAUCCCACGUGUUUUACUUUUUGAGCUUUCUUGCCGUUUCUUGCCUCAACCUCAUGGUUUUUUCUCCAGCGAUCUCUGUGAACCCAAAUGUCCUCAGAGUUGAUUUUUAUUAUGGUACACUCCAAGUGUUGACGGUCGUGCAAAUGUUUGUGCUCGGACCACGCCUAAUCCUUGGCAUUCGAGACUAUACCGCUAAGCUCGUGACCGACUCCGAUGCAGCAACCCACAUGACCUCAAUCGCUUUCGAGGAGCGCGUGCAUAUAUCGACUGGUAGUGGCGUGUAGCACGGGAGAAGUUAACGGUUGCUUGGUGCUUGCAGGGAACAUGAGAAUUUAGUGCUGUAUUCAUUUUCAGUUUCGUCAUGCCAUGCUUAUUUAGUCAUUCGAUGUUGCACAGUGGAUUCAAGGAGA
Suillus bovinus is the source of this 1223-nucleotide messenger RNA. RefSeq lists its product as uncharacterized. The record is from RefSeq and is a predicted model, not a curated record. NCBI's taxonomy places the organism in Eukaryota, Fungi, Basidiomycota, Agaricomycetes, Boletales, Suillaceae. The transcript is spliced from 13 exons. Bases 153 to 1097 code for a protein of 314 amino acids.